Molecule: messenger RNA, 1547 nt
Organism: Lotus japonicus
Lineage: Eukaryota; Viridiplantae; Streptophyta; Magnoliopsida; Fabales; Fabaceae
Exons: 8
Coding region: 330-1304 (324 amino acids)
Source: RefSeq, a predicted model, not a curated record
UCAUCCUCAUCCUGAUCCUGGCCUUCGCAUAAACAGCCUGGCCCAUCUUCUGAGCCCAAUUCCCGAUGAUCCAUCCACCCACCUCUCUCACUUUCUCAGCCUUCCUCGUCCGUUCGCCGGCCACCACCUGCCGUCGCGCAGCCUCUCUCUCUCACGCCAGGGUUUAGGGUUUCCGCCCCUGCUGCUGCUUCCAUUGUCCAAUUCAUUCUUCGCACCACCACCACUGACACUGACUGAGUUGGUUAACUGAGGUCAAAAGCUAAACUUUCCUUUGAACUGAACUGAUAGACAUCAAUAUACUCUUCCUUUAUAAGCUAAACUUACCUUUUAUGCAACCCAUGAUUAUCUCACACCCUUUUGCGCCACUUCGUUCUUUCACAACCAUUACAUUCUCCAAACCUUUUUCCCUUAACAAUCACUUAGUGCCAUCUUCGACAGUUACACUGCAAAUUCCAAGCUAUGUUAGAACAAAGACAGUAUUAUUUGGUGCUAGAAGUAGGCGUGAAAGUUUGAACAAUAAGGACUUUGACAUAGACACCAUAAAUGAAGAUCAGGAGGUUGAGGAUGAUGACAAUGGUAGGUUUUCAUCUCAAGGAGUGCAUGAGGGAAAUGAAGCAAUUGACAUUGACAUAGAAGAAGUACAAGAAGAUGAAGAUGAUGGUGGUGGAUAUUCAGGUCGAGGAGCAUAUACAGGUAGGGAAGAGAAGGAUUACGAUAGAGAUCCAGAAUUUGCUCAAAUUCUUGGAAAUUUUGUAGAUGAUCCCAAAACGGCACAGGCCAGAAUGGAAGAGAGACUGAGAAAGAAGAGGAAUAAAAUACUGCAGACAAAGACUGGAUCAGGAGUACCAAUGAAAGUUUUAGUUAACAAAUUUGAUUUUUCAAACUCAUAUAUAUGGUUUGAAUUUUACAAUGCUCCAUUGGCAAAAGACAUCUCCUUAAUUUGUGAUACUAUUCGAGCAUGGCACAUCAUGGGACGUCUUGGUGGAUGCAAUUCCAUGAAUAUGCAACUGUCACAGUCUCCAAUGGAUAAACGACCAAGUUAUGAUUAUAUUCAGGGAGCAAAUGUGACCCCAACUACAUUUUACAACAUUGGGGAUCUUGAGGUUCAAGACAACCUUGCUCGAAUAUGGGUGGAUAUUGGAACUGGUGAACCGUUGCUUGUGGAUGUUUUGAUAAAUGCGUUGACACAGAUAAGUUCCGAUUUUGUAGGGAUCAAGCAAGUAAUGUUUGGUGGAAAAGAAUUUGAGAAUUGGAAUGAAAAUUUGACAUCAGAAGAUUCAGGUUAUAGUGUUCACAAGAUCUAGCCAUUUUUCCAGGCGUAUGGCUAUUAAGAGGAAGUCAUGAAUGUAUCUUUGGGUAGGAAUUUUUUUCAGUACUAUAGUACAGACUGCAUACUCUUAUAUCCUAAGUAUGACACAUGACAUGUAUGAUAAGUUAUUCUGAAUUUUGUUUUAUUUUUAAUUUAAGAAAAGAAUAACUCUCACAUUGUGUUAGAGAUGUAUGAGUUUUGAGUAUUACAUGAGUAUUGAAAAUUUGUUCGGGUGACA